GCAAGACAUCCUAACCUCACCGAACCUACAUGAAUUGCACAAAUACGGAUGAGAAGCUAAGCUGUUUUCGAAAAAUAGUUCGUCUUCCGUCGGCACUGUGAACUGCUGUGAACGAGACCGAUCGCUACCAAGCGAACUCGAGAUCGCCGGUGGACAGCGAUGGGUGUGCCGAGCGGCAGAAAUAUCGAGGCAAUGGACGUGGACGUGAAUCCGGCAGGAGCGCCGGACGGCGACGGCGACAACGCGGGUGAGCGUAGGGACACCGAUAUGCAAACCUUGUGCGACAUCCGCGAGCAUACGCGACAGAUUGAGAAGGCGGUGCAAAACAAGGAGCCGCGCUUCGUGCUUCGUGCCCUGCGCGCCCUACCCAAUACCCGUCGUCGUCUCAAUCCGGUUGUGCUGCGCGGCCUCGUCACCGGGUUCUAUACCAAAUCCGUCGCUGAACGCGACGCCCUGCUCGCCUGGGUGGAGGAGCCGAUGGAUGUGGACGAUUGUCAGGCGAUCACCCAGAAAUUUCGCAGUGCCUCAUCGUCGCUGCUGCCCGAGAUCGAUGGUUACAUUCACCUACUGGUAUUGAUCCGAUUGAUCGACACUGGCAAGUAUAAUGAAGCGGUUCAAUGCUCGGAGCAGUUGGUUCAAAAGAUUGCCGCGCAGAACCGCAGGACCAUAGAUCUCAUCGCUGCCAAGUGCUACUUCUAUCACUCGCGUGCAUACGAGCUGACAGAUCAGCUGGACAAGAUUAGAGGUUUCUUACACCUCCGUCUGCGUACUGCGACUCUACGCAAUGAUUUCGAAGGCCAGGCUGUGCUGAUCAAUUGUCUGCUGCGCAAUUAUCUGCAUUACAAUCUCUAUGACCAAGCAGACAAGCUAGUACUUAAGUCAACCUUCCCUGAGUCGGCUAGCAACAACGAGUGGGCGCGCUUUCUCUACUAUCUCGGCAGGAUAAAGGCCGCCAGACUUGAAUACUCAGCUGCACACAAGUAUCUGGUACAGGCGAUGCGUAAGGCCCCUCAGACCACGGCGGUUGGAUUCAGACAGACGGUGCAGAAGUUAGCGGUCGCCGUGGAGCUUCUGCUCGGUGACAUCCCAGAGAGACAGAUAUUUCGGCAGGCUGCCCUGCGCAGGGCCCUUGCCCCAUAUUUUCAGCUGACACAAGCGGUACGUCUUGGUAACUUGCAGCGUUUUGGCGAGGUCCUGGAGAAUUUUGGCCCGCAGUUUCGCGCAGAUCACACGUUCACACUGAUCCUGCGAUUGCGGCACAACGUCAUCAAGACGGCGAUCCGCUCCAUCGGACUCUCUUAUUCGCGCAUCUCGCCGACCGACAUCGCUAGAAAGUUGGGACUUGACUCUAGCGUGGACGCGGAGUUCAUCGUAGCAAAGGCGAUUCGCGAUGGGGUGAUCGAGGCCACUUUGGACCCGGAGAACGGUUACAUGCGCAGCAAGGAGACCACGGAUAUCUACUGCACCAAGGAACCGCUGCUGGCCUUCCAUCAGAGAAUCACUUUCUGCCUGGACCUGCACAAUCAGAGUGUCAAGGCGAUGCGUUAUCCACCUAAGUCCUAUGGAAAAGACUUGGAGUCCGCAGAGGAGCGCAGAGAGAGGGAACAACAGGAUUUGGAACUGGCUAAAGAAAUGGCUGAGGAGGACGACGAUGGUUUUCCUUGAAUCCAUGACGUCUGCGGAUUUUAAAUGAAGUUAGAACACGUGACAUUUUGUUGAGAUUGAUGUGCGUUUUUUUAAUAUUAAAUGAAUCUGUAAACACAUCUAUACAAUGAAGACUAAUAGAACGAUUAAGAUGUUGCCGUGACGUUUACAAAAUGCACCCUUGCAUUUGUAUGCGUUAAUAAUGACUUAAAAAAUAAAUAAUACAAAUUAAGUUAUAAGUACAUAUAAUAUGAAAUAAAAAGUUAUAUUGCAGUCGAUUUAAUAAAGUAACAUUUUGAUAUUA
Molecule: messenger RNA, 1948 nt
Organism: Solenopsis invicta (red fire ant)
Lineage: Eukaryota; Metazoa; Arthropoda; Insecta; Hymenoptera; Formicidae
Gene: Rpn3
Product: probable 26S proteasome non-ATPase regulatory subunit 3
Exons: 1
Coding region: 160-1665 (501 amino acids)
Biological process (GO): regulation of protein catabolic process; ubiquitin-dependent protein catabolic process
Cellular component (GO): proteasome complex; proteasome regulatory particle, lid subcomplex
Molecular function (GO): enzyme regulator activity
Source: RefSeq, a predicted model, not a curated record